AAGAAGAAGAAGAAGAAGAAGAAGAAGAAGCAGCAGCAAACCGCGAACAACACUUGCCGCCCAAUAUUUUCUUAGAAUAUAAACUUUCUCUGAUUCGCCCAUCUCCUCGUGUACAACUACAGAAAGAUACCUUUAAAAUAAUACUGGUGAUAAACAGUUUCAGUAGUAUUUAACGUACACCAUUCGCAUCCGGCUUGACGCGUGGCUGUAAUAUCGCGUUAUUUCAUUGUUUUAUGUCUUUUUGAACACACAACUCUAAAGUCUCGCGGCACUUUACUGCAUUGACAAAAUGCCACGUCGGUUUGAGUGUGAGCAGUAGCAUCUCAUGAUCUCUACUCCACCGACAGUGAAAAUAAUCGGAGUCUUUGCAAAUUAUAACAUUACUUGACGCGUGCACGGCUAGUAGACUGCUGAUUGUGAUACAGUGUGCGGUCUUCAAGGCGUUUUCAUCAGCAGCAGGAGUAAUGUGGACCUUCAGCAAAUCUCUAUUGCUGUUCACCACUGGGAUCUUAAUAUCCCAGCAGACACUCGCUCACUCCCACCAUCAUCACGGACACUCCCAUGGAGACGGGGGUUGCCACGGUCACUCGCAUGGUGGGGGGAAGAUGCAUCAUGGGGCAAGCAAAUGGAGUGCUGAAGCUAACCUGCUCCAUGACAAAGAGGAGCCCCACGGGCACGCACACGACCACGGGCACGCACACGACCACGGGCACACACACGACCACGGGCACACACACGACCACGGGCACACUCAUGAUCAUGCUGAGCAAUUGAAAAGCCAUGAAGAAGCAGGGAGACGGAACAUGAUGGAGCUCUGGAUGCAGGCAAUUGGAGCCACCCUACUCAUCAGUGCUGCGCCCUUCCUCAUCCUUUUCCUCAUUCCAGUGCAGUCAAACACGGACCAGCACCAGAAACUUCUCAAAGUGCUCUUGAGUUUCGCAUCUGGUGGUUUGCUUGGAGAUGCAUUCCUUCAUCUCAUUCCUCAUGCACUGGAACCUCAUUCUCAUCACGGUCAACCACACAGCAGUGAGGAGUCACAUGUUCAUUCACAUGGUGAUGCCCAUGGUCACAUGAUGUCAGUUGGUCUGUGGGUGCUGGGUGGCAUUGUUGCAUUUCUAGUUGUCGAGAAAUUUGUUCGUCUUUUGAAAGGAGGACACUCUCACUCUCAUGCUGCUCCGAAGGCAAAAGAUAGUGAUGAAGAGGGUGACAAGAAAAGAGAGAAGGGAGAAAAAGAGAAAAAAGUCUCCAAUAAGAAUCCUGUAGAGACAAGUUCUGAUAUUAAAGUGUCUGGUUAUCUGAACCUGGCUGCUGAUUUCACCCACAAUUUCACGGAUGGUCUUGCGAUUGGAGCGUCAUUCCUUGUUGGUCCAGCAGUUGGUACUGUUACCACCAUCACCAUCCUCUUACAUGAAGUACCUCACGAGAUUGGAGACUUUGCAAUUCUGGUCCAAUCAGGGUGCACAAAGAAGAAGGCCAUGUGUCUUCAGCUUCUCACCGCCAUUGGUGCGUUAGCUGGAACUGCCUGCUCGUUAUUGGCUGAAGGAGUGGGUGCUGCUGCCACAGCCUGGAUCCUCCCAUUCACUGCCGGAGGCUUUGUUUAUAUUGCAACUGUCACGGUUCUCCCAGAGCUGCUGGUUGGACGGUCUAGUUUAUGGCAAUCAAUGCUGGAGAUCCUAGCUCUGCUGUUUGGGGUGGGAAUGAUGGUGCUGAUCGCUGAGUACGAGUGAGAGAGGAAGUGAUGUUUGAAAGAAGAAAUUGGAGUGGAGAAACCAAUGCAUGGUCACCAGAACCUUUAGAGACUAAAGACUUUGAAAUUAGUGUUUUGAGAUGAAUGUUGACAUAGUCCUCAAAAAAAGAAAAGAAAAAUGAAGAGGGAGAGAGUGAAAGAAAAUAUAGAACUGCACUAAUUUACCCAGAGACCAACAUGAAUGGAUCACUUAAGUCGUUUUAGGCACAUGAACCAACCUUCCCAGGGACCAACAGCUAGAAAAUCAUGCUCGGUUCAUUUUACUGAUAAGGUUGGGGAUCGAAAUGUGGGGACUCUUCGGCAUUGAUCAUUAUGAUCCCAAGAUCUAUUGUCUCAUGUCACUGAAGCAAAUGCUCAUCAGUAGAUUGCUUUUAAAUAAAUAUUGGUUGGGUUAGUGUUAGUUAUCAUUGUCAUUUGACUGCUGUUCACACAAUAAAGCUUUGUGAUUCUUUUAAAAGCAAUGUGCUCUAUCUCUUUGCUAUGCAGUUUCUUUGAUUUCCUCUGGUGAAAUAGUCGGCCAUUUCAGGUAUAGUUGUUACUCAGUAAUAGUAACUGUGUAGUCAAUGAAAGUAACUGUGGCUCUCCACAAUUAAAUACACACAUAUCGCAGAGUAAUAGUUUCACAUUAUCAUUGGUGAUGGUUCUUCAGAAGAGGCAAACUGUGGACAGUACUUUUUGAAUUUUAGUUGUUGGUGUGUUUUUUUUUUUGUUUUGUUUUUUUGUUUAGUUUUUUCUUAUUGUCUGUAACCUUAACGCAGUUUUAACCAUUUCUUCUCAAUUUGUUUGGUGUAAACCCUUUUCAUUCUUUGUAAAACAAGCAUAUACUUCUAUGGGGAUUACUAUUAUUUAGAAAUGGAGGUAAUGUUUUGUUCAAUUUCAGUUAAAUAAAACAAUUGUUUGUGGUAGCA
Pimephales promelas (fathead minnow) is the source of this 2655-nucleotide messenger RNA. It is a transcript of the gene slc39a7, whose product is annotated as solute carrier family 39 member 7. Gene Ontology annotation, molecular function: zinc ion transmembrane transporter activity. Gene Ontology annotation, cellular component: membrane. The record is from RefSeq and is a predicted model, not a curated record. Gene Ontology annotation, biological process: intracellular zinc ion homeostasis; zinc ion transmembrane transport. NCBI's taxonomy places the organism in Eukaryota, Metazoa, Chordata, Actinopteri, Cypriniformes, Leuciscidae.